Molecule: messenger RNA, 1305 nt
Organism: Ochlerotatus camptorhynchus
Lineage: Eukaryota; Metazoa; Arthropoda; Insecta; Diptera; Culicidae
Exons: 5
Coding region: 52-1053 (333 amino acids)
Source: RefSeq, a predicted model, not a curated record
ACAGCUGUUUGGAAGUGGUCCACUCAAGGACAAUAACUGAAAAUAAUCAUAAUGAGUGAAACACGAGAAACAGUAGUUUCGAAAAGAAGGAUUGUGAACAACGCAAAUACGGAUCCUUUAAAAACAUCUUUCGAUGAGAGUAUCGGUGGUGAUUACGAACACGCUGUGUGUGAUUGUUUUGGGCGCAUAGAUUUCCUAUUGUCAUUAUACAGAUUCAUUUGUUUUGUCUUCUACAAUCUCUUUUGGGGUGUAUUAUGGCAGUAUCAUAAGACUUUUGAAAAAAUGAGACGGUUUCGAUCGUGUCACCAGAUGCAAAGAAAAUCUUCAAUGGUAGCAUAUACUGAUUCAAGAACACAUUCGGAAGCAGCAGCUGAGGAAAAUGAAACCUCGGAUGAAUUAUGCUACGACGAUUCAUGGAUCAUAGUCAAUCAAGAAGAAUAUUGCAACGACUUAAGUGAAAUGGAACCUUUCAAAAUGAUACAUGAAAAUUCGUGGAUAUUUAUUGAAAAGCAAGUUGAGGGCAACAACAUAGAUUUAAAUUCUUCAGGUGAUACGGUGGAUGAAAAUAUACAUUUCGUUACAUAUCUUGAAGAUGAGGACGGUGAUGGUUUCCAAGACGAUGAUUACAAUGACAUCUUGCGUCAAUAUAAUGUAAUGGACCCUUUGGACCGCCUUCUGGAACAUUAUGAAAUUGAUUGGGAAAGUUCAAUGCGCAACCAUCUGGAUGACGAACAAGCUUCGGAGGCAUCGCAUUGCUCAGAACAAGGGAUGUUUAUAGAGGAUGACUACGUGACAUCUGCGGAAGCCGAAUUUUUUAGUGAUAUUACUUUUUGGAAUGAGGAUGUGCUGCUCGACCGUUUGUGCCUUUCAAAGGAAUGCCUUUCCGAUAGAGACUUUUGGAAUCCCCCAUUGGAAGGUAUUCUAGAAAACGAGGCUUAUGUAUUACCGAUUUAUGACGAAGACGUUUUAGCGGCGAUUACUGGCAUACAACGGCUAAAACCAAAUAUGAUUGAAUUCGUAAGCAAAAGCCAACAGAGGCGAGCUGACCAGUGAAUAGGUGAAAUGGAGUUAGCAUCAAUAAGUUGUAAGCGCUUAUCAUAGAAAACAAUAAUGCUUACCCAUUAAGCAAAUUUAACGUCAGGCCUAACCCUUCUAAGGUGAUAUUAGAUUUUAAACGAUAAUGAUAUUGAUAGCGACUAAUAUGCAAUAUAUGUAAAGAAUUAUGCUAAUUGAAAAUCGGAAUAAAAAUUGUAUUGAGCUCAGUAUUUUGAGGUUAUCAUACACCAGGAACUAAUAAAGAUUUAU